AUGAAUGUGGAUGACCCGUACUCCCCCACACAAGCCUUCUGGUCGGAUGCCGCACGAUCACAAUUUCUUGCGGAUUCUGCGGCCAGUAUGCAUCCGGUGGACAUGCAACGCCGGCGCGUGAGCAUGUUGUCUCCAGCACCAAGUCAAGCACUAGAUUCUGGAGAAUACCACGGAUCGGAUGAUAAUAAACAUACACCAGCAUUUAAUGGACCUGUCCCAACAGAGGAUUCACAUGGCAUAGGCCAGAACGAUACUGCCUUUGAUCCAAAUCAAAGUCUCCAACGAUCCAGUGUGACAACUGGUUCACAGGCCCAAGGAUUGUCCGGAAUUGCGGCGAUUGCUGCCGCAGCUGCAAGCCAACAGGGGAGACCAUUGAACUUGGCCGCACUUACCUUGUCUGCACAAGCUGCGGCCACAAAGAAACGUCCCGGAGCUAGAGCUCAAUCUUCAAAUGCGAGGCCUGAGCGCACACUGUUUUGCUUGACACUUCGCAAUCCUCUGAGGAAACUGUGUAUCGGAAUCGUUGAGUGGAAGUAUCCUUUUUAA
Molecule: messenger RNA, 546 nt
Organism: Opisthorchis viverrini
Lineage: Eukaryota; Metazoa; Platyhelminthes; Trematoda; Opisthorchiida; Opisthorchiidae
Exons: 1
Coding region: 1-546 (181 amino acids)
Source: RefSeq, a predicted model, not a curated record